AUGAUAAAGAACGGAAUCCGCAUUGCCAUCGACAGAGGUGGCACCUUCACAGAUGCCUGGGCGGAUAUCCCUGGCCGACAAGAUCAUGUCGUCUUCAAGGUUCUAUCAGUAUCUCCAGAUGAAUACGAUGAUGCCCCAACGGAAUGUAUCAGACGUAUUUUAGAAAUGGCAAGCGGCGAGGAGAUACCCAAGGGUUCUCUGCUUGACCUAUCGUCCGUUGAAUCCAUCCGCAUGGGUACGACAGUGGCUACGAAUGCGCUUCUCGAGCGGAAGGGCGAUCGUGUGGCCCUCAUGGUAACCAAGGGCUUUCGAGAUUCGCUCUUGAUUGGUAACCAGGCUCGGCCCAACAUUUUCGAUCUCUCGGUGCAACGGCUCAAGCAGCUCUACGAGACCGUGGUUGAAGUUGACGAACGCAUCACGAUUGAAGGAUAUAGCGAGGAUCCCGAGCCCAAACCUAUCGACGCCACAUCUGACCCUGAUCUCAUCGUCGGUCUGACGGGUGAGGUAGUGAGAAUAUUACGAACGCCAGACCUGGAUGCUGUUCGCUCACAGCUACAGACAUUGCAAUCGCAAGGCUACCAAAAUCUAGCCAUUGGACUCAUGCAUGCAUAUACCUACCCCGAGCACGAGCUUCAGAUAACAAAGUUAGCCGAACAAAUGGGCUUCAAAGUAUCAGCGUCGUCAGUUCUGCAAUCAAUGGCCAAAUUCGUCCCUCGAACCCAGUCAGCGGUGGCUGAUGCUUAUCUCACUCCCAUGACCGCUUCGUACCUUGAAGGCUUUCGGAAGGGAUUCAAGGGCCAGCUAGAUGAUGAAAAUGCAAACAAAGUACUACUCAGUCAGUCAGAUGGUGGCUUGGCAACCUGGAACAGUUUUUCAGGCCUCCGAGGAGUAUUAAGUGGUCCUGCUGGAGGUGUCGUAGGCUUGUCACGAACAUGCUAUGAUGCGGAGGAAGGCCGGCCGGUGCUGGGGUUUGACAUGGGCGGAACCAGUACCGAUGUGGCCCGGUAUUCCGGCGCUCUUGAGCAUAUUUUCGAAAACACGAUCGCAGAGGUUACCAUUCAGACGCCUCAGCUGGAUAUCAACACCGUCGCAGCGGGAGGUGGAUCAAUCUUGACUUGGGAGACUGGUUUGCUAAAAGUUGGGCCACGGAGUGCUGGCGCAAAUCCCGGUCCUGCAUGCUACGGAAAGGGUGGGCCGUUGACUGUGACGGACGCCAAUCUGCUACUAGGACGAAUCAUUCCGGAGUAUUUCCCAAAGCCUCUAGAUUUAGACGUCGUCAAACAGAAGUUUGCCACUUUGACAGACGUUGUUAACAGGGGAAAAGGAGGUGGAGAUGCCUUUACCUCAGAAACCUUGGCGCUUGGCUUCCUGGCUAUCGCGAACGCCACGAUGACAAGACCCAUCCGCAAGCUGAGUGAAGGCAGGGGGUACAGUGCUGCUAGCCACAACCUUGGAUGUUUCGGAGGUGCCGGUGGACAGCAUGCUGUCUUUAUUGCUCGAGACCUUGGGAUCCAAAAAGCAAUCAUUCCCCGCUACUCAAGUAUCUUGUCUGCAUAUGGGAUGGCUCUAGCCGAUGUGGUGGUCGAGAGUCAGGAGCCUGUGGCGUGGAAGUUUGAUCGACAGACUCUAUCUGAGCUUCAGGCGCGGCUAGAUCUGAUAUCUAAGAAAGGUAUAGAUGCCUUGAAACUCCAGGGGUUUCACAAGAAAUCUAUCGUGCAUGAAUACUUUUUGAACAUGAAAUAUCAAGGCAGCGAUACGACCUUGAUGAUCCGGAAACCUGACCAACUGUCAGACUUUGGAGCAGCGUUCCAUACUAGACAUGCCCAAGAGUUUGGAUUCUCGCAGUCUCGGGAUAUACUGAUUGAUGACAUCCGCGUGCGCAGUAUCGGAAGAUCCCGAGUCGUAGACACCUCGAGCCCAUUCAAGGAACUGAAUAAGCUAGAUGACCGUUGUAUAGAUCAGCCACCAGCGCCAGCAUUUACACGGAAAGUAUUCUUUGAUAUACUUGGUUGGGCAGAUACCAACGUUUAUACGCUUCCUCGCCUGAGUCCCGGUACCCGGAUCAGUGGUCCAGCCAUGAUUAUUGACGAGACACAGACGAUUGUAGUUGAUCAUGCAAGCAGAGCGACUAUCUUGCCUGAACAUGUGAUUUUAGAAGUCGGAAGUGUGAACCAGGAGCAGCUUUCAACCAAUGCUGUGGACCCCGUCCAACUGAGCGUGUUCAGUCACCGGUUCAUGACCGUGGCAGAGCAGAUGGGCCACACAAUGGAGAAGACUUCUAUAUCUGUGAAUAUCAAAGAGAGGUUGGAUUAUUCUUGCGCCAUAUUCUCUGCUGAUGGUGGACUCGUGGCCAAUGCACCUCACAUCCCCGGCCACCUUGGGUCCAUGAGCACGGCUAUCACGGCUCAGAUUGAGCGACAUCCACCGGGUGAUCUGAAGCCCGGCGAUGUCCUUAUCAGUAACCACCCGGCUGCGGGUGGUACUCACCUGCCAGAUAUUACAACCAUUACACCCGUGUUCGACGAUGAUGAGAACCCAUCAGCGAUCUUGUUUUACGUCGCUAAUCGCGGUCACCACGCCGAUGUGGGUGGAAUUGCCCCAGGCUCUAUGCCUCCCAAUUCGACCGAACUCUGGCAAGAGGGAGCGGCCAUUGAAUCUUUCAAGCUUGUCAACCAAGGUGUCUUUGACGAGGUGGGGUUGAUCCGACAUCUGUACGAGAUUCCCGGCACAUUCCCGGGCUGCAGUGGCACUCGCACGUUGAGUGACAACAUUGCCGAUCUGAAGGCGGCUGUCGCAUCGAACCAAAAGGGUAUCCAGCUGAUCCACGCUCUCAUUAAAGAGUUCACCUGGCCGGUCGUCGAGUUCUACAUGAAGGCAAUCCAGGAAAAUGCCGCGCAGGCUGUGCGGGACCUGCUGAAAGGCUUCGCCCAACGAUACGAAGGCGGGGUGCUCGAAGCAGAGGAGAGGAACGACGACGGAAUCCCGUUCCAUCUGAGAGUGACAAUCGAUAAGGAUACAGGCAACACCGUUUUUGAUUUCACUGGGACUGGACCAGAACAUUCGGGGAACUUGAACUCGCCGCAAGCUUGCUUACAUUCUGCCAUCAUGUACUGUCUCCGCUCGAUGAUAUCUGCGGAUAUACCUCUCAACCAGGGUUGUCUGGCUCCUAUCCAUGUGGUCUGCCCCGAGGGUACUAUCCUGUCACCCUCCAUCACUGCUGCCACGGUCGGAUGCACCACCGAGACGUCAUCUAAGAUCGCCGAUCUUGUCCUCAAGGCCUUCCAGGCAGCAGCUGCUUCCCAGGGUACCAUGAACAACCUGACAUUCGGCUACGGAGGUACAGACCCCAUCACAGGAAAGGUUGUCAAGGGCUUCGGCUACUACGAGACCAUUGCCGGUGGGGCGGGAGCUGGACCCGACUGGGAGGGUACUAGCGGAGUACACACCCAUAUAACCAACACUCGCAUUACCGACCCCGAGAUUCUAGAAAAACGGUACCCAGUCAUUCUACAUGAGUUCUCCAUCCGCCGGGGAAGUGGCGGGGCAGGUCUACAUCGGGGAGGUGACGGAUGUGUCCGUAAUAUAGAGUUCCGUAUUCCCCUUCAGGUAUCGAUUCUGUCGGACCGACGGGUCACAGCACCCUAUGGAAUGGCGGGUGGGAAGGAGGGGAAGCGUGGGGAGAACGUGUGGAUUCGGAAGGAUCCUGUCACUGGGUCCACUCGGAAGGUUGCCCUAGGUCCCAGGCAGACGGCUCAGUUCCGGCCAGGGGAUCGCAUUGUGAUUUUGACGCCUGGGGGAGGCGGCUGGGGGGAGGAGUCUUUGCGGGACCAGAAGGAACCUGCGGCUCUACGACAGAAGAUUGACGGUGCGGACCAGAGUCUACUGAGGACUCAAGGGAGCCUGUAUGAGAGGAAUGCCGUUGCGGUGGGGAAUUAA
This is a messenger RNA of Aspergillus bombycis, 3936 nucleotides long. Its product is annotated as putative 5-oxoprolinase. The transcript has 2 exons. The record is from RefSeq and is a predicted model, not a curated record. The coding region runs from base 1 to 3936 and encodes 1311 amino acids. Gene Ontology annotation, cellular component: cytosol. NCBI's taxonomy places the organism in Eukaryota, Fungi, Ascomycota, Eurotiomycetes, Eurotiales, Aspergillaceae. Gene Ontology annotation, molecular function: 5-oxoprolinase (ATP-hydrolyzing) activity. Gene Ontology annotation, biological process: glutathione metabolic process.